Mercenaria mercenaria is the source of this 1454-nucleotide messenger RNA. RefSeq lists its product as uncharacterized. The record is from RefSeq and is a predicted model, not a curated record. The transcript is spliced from 2 exons. Bases 74 to 637 code for a protein of 187 amino acids. Lineage: Eukaryota; Metazoa; Mollusca; Bivalvia; Venerida; Veneridae.
ACUCAGUUUAGGAGGGAAUGACUUCUUGCCUAAAUUUCAUGGAAUUUCACACAAGAAGACACUAGAAACCUACAUGAGUCAAGAUAUAUUCAGAUCAAGACUCUUCAAAAUUGAGACAGAUGAGGAGUCAGGAAGUUUUACAGUAUCGUUUGAUUCUGCCAUAUACAAAGAGAUGAUAAAAUACAUGUACACUCCAAAACAUCUAGACCCUAAACACCUCACCUAUGAAGAAAUGAGACAACUAUCAAUUCUACCCCCUAGAGCAAAAUCUUUAUUGGAGUAUAAAAAUCCACAAAACUGGAUGCCUCCAGCAUCAGAAAUUGAACAACUUAGCAAAAAUGUACAGUGUCUUGCUGAAUACUACCUCACCGCUGGGAAACAUGAUGCACCCCUGCCAAACUUCCUUGAAAACGGCUGUCUCCAGCGGUUACCUGAUGGAACAAUAGAGUACAACCUUGGUAGGGACUCUUCAAUUAAGGAAGUUCAAGAGGCUUUUACCUCAGACCAUGCUGACCUCUUAGGCAGAAUCAAAGAUAAUAAGAAAAGAAGGCAGGACGACACCCCACAGAAAGGAGCAAGACGAAAAUUGAAGCCAAAGGCCACUUCAACUCCAAAAAAGUCCUGUGAGAAAAAAUAGAACAGAGAAUACCUGCCAUAUCAUAGGACUGAACACUUGUGAAAUACUAUUGAGAUGCAUUUACUCGAAUUACAAUCAAACUUUAAAAAACAAUGACUGUAAAGACCAACCAUAGGAAAUAUAAUCUUUGUUAGAACUACUUACAGUACCGUAACAUUUACAUGUACAUAAUGAUGACAGUAUAUGUUCCAACAUCCAAUAUCCACCAAGAUAGCUAUUUUUAAUGCAGCUUUCAAAGAAAAUCAUAUCGAAGUGUCAAAUCAAAUUAUAUUAUUGGUAUUGAAUGCAUGCAAGAACGUAGUAUAAUGCUGUAAUUUGUCUAUACAUGUUAGUUCUUUACUCCUUUACAACUUGCUUUUUUGUAGAUUACUGCUACAAAAUGAUAUCUUGACAUGAUUGUUUUGUUAACAAAGGUCCAGUAACACUUAGAAUUAACUUACCGAAUAUUAUUUGUUGUUGACAGUUUAUUAAUAACACUAUAGUGUGUUUUAUUUUACUCUAACACAUGUUACCAUAUAUCUUUCUGUGACAUUUUAGUCGUUUCUGCAUGAAAAAGAGUUAUCAGAAGACAUUUCUCUCUUUUUUUAUGUAGGUUUAAAAAAAGGUACUAUUCUAUAUUUUUGUUGAAUAAUAUAACUUAAAAAGCAACACUAGGAUUCUUUUCUUUAAGUUAGCAAAUUAGGGUCAAUUAUUUCAUAAAGAUAAUUAUCUGUCUUGGUUGCUACUCAUAAUUAUUACUGUUACUGGGCCUUUAGACUAUUUCUUUACUAUUACUCCAAUAUGGACUGCUAAUUGUUAUUGUAAGUGAUAAAAAUUA